AUGUCGCGCACUCCCUCGAGCCGGGCGAAGAAGACUCCCUCGGCGCAGGGAAGUGCGAGUAAGAGCCCUCUCAAGACGCCGAAGGACAAGACGCCAUCGAAGCGGCUCAACCCCCUCGGUGCGGCGGACACGAAUGCCGAGGAAGGCUCACCGACACCGAAAGGCCGCACGAAGCGGUUCGCGGACAGUCUCGAGGCGGUCUCGCGAGCGACCCCGAAACGUACGCGAGGGAACAGUGCACUUCCCUCCUUCGAUGAUGACGUGUUCGGCAGUGGUUCUCCCGCGGCUGGUUCUCCAAUGAGCCGGGAGGCUUUCCGCGCCAACGAGCGACUGAAGCGACAGCGUGAGGCCCGCAACUUCGUGUUCGAGGGCGACGCCAACGCGCCCAGACAAACUAGAUCGGGAAGGGUCGUCGAAACGGUUUCUCACGACUACGGCGAGGACGCAACGGACGAGAGUGCCGAGGAGCAAGAGGAGGUGGUUGUCGUCGACGAACCCGUACCGCAACCGAUCACGCACGCCGCGCGACCUCUGCUCCCGCAGGCGAGGAAGCGCAUUGUAGAAGUCCUCGCGACGCUGAACGGACGUUUGACGGAGCCAGAAGACUCGGAGGCGCUGACUGGUCUCGUGGCACUGUUGAGCGGAACGGUGAUCCGCGGUGAGGGCAACAGCUGCCUCGUGACCGGCCCCAGAGGUUCGGGAAAGACAAGAAUCGUCGAAGCGGCCCUUCGCCGGCUACCCGCCGAGUCUGCCCCUAUCGUGGUCCGCCUCAGUGGCCUGGCGCAGACGGACGACCGACGCGCAAUCCGCGAAAUGGGCCGACAGAUCGCUUUCGCGGAAGGCCAAGCCGAAGCAGCCGAGGACGAGGACGAGAUGCCUGACGACUAUGCGCCGACGACUCUCCCGGCACACCUUCUUGCGCUCCUGACUGCUGCGAGCGAGCGCGCGAUCAUCAUUGUGGUGGACGAAUUCGACCUGUUCACGGAACACGCGCGCCAGGCGCUACUGUACUGUCUCUUGGACGUCGUGCAGUCUGUGCAAGCCGGACAAGGACGAGGUAUCGCCGUUGUCGGCGUCACAAGCAGGGUGGACACGCUGCUGCUGCUGGAGAAGCGUGUCAAGUCACGUUUCUCACACCGUGUCUGGCGCGUUGAGUCGCCCCUGGCGCGCAUGCCAAACCCGACGCUCGAGGGCGACGAGGAGGGGAAGAAGGAGCCGACAUGGCGGCCGGUGCUCAUGAAAGCACUCGUGCCGUGGCUGGACUCAGACGAGCCCGCGCCAAAGAAGCAGACGGCGCAGGAGCAGGAGUUUGCGGCCUGGAAGGAGGACUGGGAGUUCGCCGUCGGCAUGCUGCUCGAGAACGAGGAGGUGGUGGCCGCGCUCGACCGUCUUUCAAAUCUGACGACCGAUGUGCGUCUGCUCUUCCGCCCAUUCGUCACCCCCGUCUGCGGCAUUCUGGCGAGCAGGGCAGACUUCCUCGCCGUUCCUGAGAUCCUGUCCAGCAUCCGGAAUCAGGUGGAGCAGAGUGGCUGGUCGUUAGGCGGCACACAGCGCCGAAUCCCGCCGCCGACACCGUCCUCGGCCGCCUCCUCCGUUCCUAAUACACCCUCGUCCUCCGCCCCAAUGACUCCGGGCACCCCACGCACGCCCUCGACGGCCAACUAUGGGGUACCCGCCACGCCCUCCAAGAACGCGCCGAUGGGUGCGGGCUCGUCCGGCGCUCUCGCGAAGCUGCGGUCUCUUCCUCACCCCGCGCUGACCGUGCUCAUCAUCGCGAAGCACAUGCUCUACACCGGACGGCCCGAGUUCACCUUCGCGCAACUGCACGCCGAGUACGAGAAGUUUGCGCGCGUGCGUCUCGUCGGUGUCGGCCGCACUAGAUGGACCAUGGAUAUCCUGAAGCUCGCUUGGCAGCAGUGCAUCCGCCUCGGACUGCUGCAGCCGGCGGGCCCGCAGGGGCAGAGCGCGCGCUUCAACAAGAUGCGCAGUGCGCUGGCCGCGUUCGAGAUUGUCGCAUUCUUCCGUGCCGGAGGCGGGGAGGGCAUGGGCGUAGAGCUCGUGGGAUGGGGACGACUGGCGGGAGGCCACGCCUAG
Messenger RNA from Trichosporon asahii var. asahii CBS 2479, 2094 nucleotides. Its product is annotated as origin recognition complex subunit 4. Bases 1 to 2094 code for a protein of 697 amino acids. The record is from RefSeq and is a predicted model, not a curated record. The transcript is spliced from 2 exons. NCBI's taxonomy places the organism in Eukaryota, Fungi, Basidiomycota, Tremellomycetes, Trichosporonales, Trichosporonaceae. Gene Ontology annotation, molecular function: DNA replication origin binding; ATP hydrolysis activity. Gene Ontology annotation, biological process: DNA replication initiation; DNA replication. Gene Ontology annotation, cellular component: nucleus; nuclear origin of replication recognition complex.